AUGACGUUAGUAUAUUUGUAUCCAGACGAGGAUCAUGACGUCAAUGAUUGUAUACGAUAUGUGUUGUCGCAAGUGAGGUCUCUAUCAACGCCCAGUAUCAACUAUUUCAACAAAACAAUCCCGGAUAAAUUAUUGUAUAUAGUCGGGGAUGAUGACUUGUCCAAAUUAAUCGAUUACAACAAGGUUGAUGACCUUCCAGAUUUAUUGAACUCGGUCAAUAGUGUCACGGAACAUACAGUCUUCAUAGUAGAGUCACUUGGCCUUAUAGUGGCAAACACAAAACUAGAUUAUAACGAGCUAAACUCUAUGGCAGUUGAUUUAUUUCAAACAUUAAAGAAGAGGGGGGGAUACAUCAUUGAUGAAAAUAGAAACAACUUCGUCGUGCUCAAUUGCCACAAAUCAUUAGCCGUCUCUGCUGAUAUGCUACAAGACAUAUAG
This is a messenger RNA of Priceomyces carsonii, 438 nucleotides long. RefSeq lists its product as uncharacterized. The transcript has a single exon. Bases 1 to 438 code for a protein of 145 amino acids. The record is from RefSeq and is a predicted model, not a curated record. NCBI's taxonomy places the organism in Eukaryota, Fungi, Ascomycota, Pichiomycetes, Serinales, Debaryomycetaceae.